This is a messenger RNA of Fibroporia radiculosa, 894 nucleotides long. RefSeq lists its product as uncharacterized. The record is from RefSeq and is a predicted model, not a curated record. The transcript is spliced from 2 exons. NCBI's taxonomy places the organism in Eukaryota, Fungi, Basidiomycota, Agaricomycetes, Polyporales, Fibroporiaceae. The coding region runs from base 1 to 894 and encodes 297 amino acids.
AUGCCUUCCCUCCGCCGUACCCUCUCCUCUCCCCCCUCCCGUCGCGCCCCUUACCCCUCCUCCCUUUCCAGCAGCAGCAGCAGCGCCGCCACACGCCCCGCCGGCCACGUCCCCCGCAGAGCUUCAGGCUCCGACGUCAGCAAUAGGAGAGUCCUCGCAGACCUCGAUUGGUGGGUCGUCCAGGACGGCCAGUACGACGAGUUUGACCCCGCAAACGACAUCCUAGACACCCCCCCGAUUCUCGAACACGACGACCACCCUCACCAUCAUGUCCUCGCUGGCCCUGCUCUAGACCCCAUCCCCGGCGUCCCUCCGCCCGCCUCGCAACAAGAACCCCGUGCAGAUUCAACAAGCCUCUUCCAGGGCCCGUCGGCUCCGCCACCCGUCUUCCCCGACUUUCCCCUUCACAGCCUGUAUGCCCGCGAUUCCUCCGAGGUUAGUCUUCCUCGUUCACCAUCGCGCGCCACACCGCGCGCAUGUUCCUUGUCCCCUCUUACCCCAUUCGCCGACCUGUCCAUUGCCCCCUGCACCCCUACCCGCAUCCACCUCGAUCAAUCAUCCGACAACGAAUUUGAUUCGCUUCAGAGCACCCCCGAGUCUGCACACUUCUCCCUAUUGCCAGUACCCCUCCCGUCCUUUGGGAGUACCUUCAUGGACAUGGGCUCCCAUCUUCCUGCUACCCAUGUCUCUCCCCCCAUGUUGGGCUACGGUCGCCGGCCCUCCACCGGCCCUUCCGGCAUGAUGAGAUCCGCAAGUUACUCAUGGGUCGAGUCUGAAAUGUCCACCAUGCGACAACGAGAUUUUGAGGAUCCGUUUGAGGACGUCUUCUCUCCUCCGGCUCCCUCCCCUUUCUUCUCCCUCACGCGCACCGACGUGGACGACCUCUUUUUCUGA